Closterium sp. Naga37s-1 is the source of this 288-nucleotide messenger RNA. The record is from the annotation of a GenBank genome assembly. Lineage: Eukaryota; Viridiplantae; Streptophyta; Zygnematophyceae; Desmidiales; Closteriaceae.
AUGUCCCCCCACGCAAAUGAACCACACACCCCCUCCCCCCCCCCCGAGCCUCCUCGUUUCCGCCAAGCCCAAACCACUCGCACCAGUAUUCCCCCUCCCCCUCCCCUCUCCACACCUCCCAUCCCCGCUCCGCGUCCCCUUCCCCCUCCUGUCAAUGCGCGCCCCUUCCCACUGGCAUCCCAACCAACUUCCGCGGACUCUCGCGGAGGCGGCGGUAGAGGCGUGCGCGCAUCGGGGGUGGCGACGAUGGCGGUGGGGGUGGCGGCGGUGGCGGAGGUAAGGAAUUGA